This is a messenger RNA of Daucus carota subsp. sativus, 1421 nucleotides long. RefSeq names its product arabinogalactan O-methyltransferase 1. NCBI's taxonomy places the organism in Eukaryota, Viridiplantae, Streptophyta, Magnoliopsida, Apiales, Apiaceae. The coding region runs from base 204 to 1058 and encodes 284 amino acids. Gene Ontology annotation, biological process: xylan biosynthetic process; plant-type secondary cell wall biogenesis. The record is from RefSeq and is a predicted model, not a curated record. The transcript has a single exon. Gene Ontology annotation, cellular component: Golgi apparatus.
UUAUCCACAAGAUAUACAUACGCAUGUGUAUGUGAGAUGUAAGGUCUUGGCUUAAUGCGAGCAAUACAACAGUAAAGUAAUAAAAUACAGUAAUCACUUGCUACUACUGUACUACACUUGGUUGUAAUCAUUCUCUUAAUUACUACUCAAUUGAGAUCCACACAGUUGUUUUUGUUUUUGUGUGGUCGUCGUCUAAGUCCAAAAUGAAGAUCAAGCCCCCGUUUAUGACUGAGAAAUCCCCAAGCAGGCUGUUGAUAUUAGCCGUCGCUAUUCUAUUCCUCUUCAGCGGGGCGCUGGUACUUUCCAGCUACAUCCUCGCCGUCGACAGUCCUUUCCUCCUCCUCCGCGGCGGCGACAACUCCGAUUCAACGGAGAGGACUCAGCUAGAAACGAUCCUCCACUACGCCACCUCACGCGUGGUCCCGCAACAGUCCCUGGCAGAGAUCAAAGUCUCUUUCGAUGUUCUUCUCUCUCGGGCACCUUGUAACUUUCUUGUGUUUGGACUCGGCCAUGACUCCCAGAUGUGGCACUCUUUCAAUCCACGCGGCACCACUCUAUUCCUGGAGGAGGAUCCAAAGUGGGUCCAGACGAUCUUGAAGACAGCACCGUUCCUCAAUGCACGGCACGUGAUCUACCGGACCAAACUCUCAGAGGCGGAUAAGCUUUUACAAUCCUACCGUUGGCAACCCGAGUGCACACAGAUGAUGUUUCUACGUGGGAAUGACAAGUGUAGGUUGGCCCUAACUGAGCUGCCUGAGGAGGUGUAUGAUAAGGAAUGGGACCUCAUCAUGAUUGACGCGCCAAGAGGCUACUUUCCAGAAGCGCCUGGAAGGAUGGCAGCGAUCUAUUCAGCGGCAGUUAUGGCCAGGAACAGGAAAGGAAAGGGCGAGACGCAUGUGUUUCUGCACGACGUGGAUCGCAGAGUAGAGAAGGCUUAUGCCGAGGAGUUUCUGUGUAGAAAGUAUUUGGUCCAAUCCAAAGGAAGGCUCUGGCACUUUGAGAUUCCAUCGCCCAACACCACAGCCUCAGAUUCAUUGCCUAAUACCGUUUUUUGCUGAGGGGAGGGAGGGAGGGAGGGAGGGAAGAUCCAACUCCAACACCGUUUUUUACUGUUACACUAUCAAUCACCUUCUUUUUCCUGUUGCCUCCCACAUUCACACUUUUUUUGUUUUUUUUAAAAGAAAAGGAAGAAAAGAGCAUUGUGAUAAUGUAAGUAAGUAGCUGCUUUCAAAUAAGUACUAUUUAUCUGUUGACAGACAGGCAGACAGACAGAAUAUAGUGGGUUUAGCAAGGAGGGGAAACAAAAUGCUUUUGUCUUUCAUACUGUUUCUUGUUAUAAGCAUAGCACGCUGUCAGAAUUAUAAUCUUUUCCAUGUUAAUUACUGGAUCUACCGGUAUUAAUAUUACUAUUGGUGGCUAAC